Tupaia belangeri chinensis (Chinese tree shrew) is the source of this 2726-nucleotide messenger RNA. RefSeq names its product zyg-11 family member A, cell cycle regulator (gene ZYG11A). The transcript has 13 exons. Lineage: Eukaryota; Metazoa; Chordata; Mammalia; Scandentia; Tupaiidae. The coding region runs from base 42 to 2177 and encodes 711 amino acids. Gene Ontology annotation, cellular component: Cul2-RING ubiquitin ligase complex. The record is from RefSeq and is a predicted model, not a curated record.
AGGCAUCUCCCUACUCUUUGGUCAACAUCUGCCUGCAUGCGAUGAUUGAGAACCUAGAGAAAUUGUGUUCUGAAAGACCUGAUGGAACACUUGGCUUCCCAGAGCAUUGGAGUUUUCCUCAAGAAGUAGCUGAUCGAUUCCUUGCGGUGAUGACUUCACAAGGCAAGCUGACUGAUAAAACGGCAAGCAUUUUCCAAGGCAACCAAAUGAAACUGAAGCUGGUCAAUAUCCAAAAAGCUAAAAUCUCUGCAGCUGCAUUCCUAAAAGCCUUCUGCCAUCAUAAGCUCAUUGAACUGGAUGCUACUGCAGUGCACACUGACCUCCCAGUCCCAGAUAUCAUUAGUGGACUUUGCAGCAAUGGCUGGAUCCAGCAGAACCUCCAGUGUCUCCUGUUAGACUCAGCGAGCAUCCCUCCAGACUCACGACCAUUGUUCUUUGGUCAGCUCACCGGCCUUCGCAUUUUAAGUGUUUUCAGUAUGUGUUUUCAUAAUGAAGACCUAGCUAGUGUUUCUCAGUUACCCAGACUGGAAAGUUUGGAUAUCUCCAAUACUCUGGUCACGAAUAUAUCUGCACUUCUUAACUGUAAGGACCAACUCAAAUCUCUCACAAUGCACUAUCUGAAAUGCCUCACCAUGACCAGACCACAGUUUCUUGCAGUCAUCAGAGAACUUAGGUGUCUGAUUCACCUUGAUAUUUCUGAUCACAGGCACCUGAGGUCAGACCUAGCUUUUCAUCUGCUACAGCAGAAGGACAUUCUACCUAAUAUUGUGUCACUGGACAUUUCGGGAAGCACUUGCAUAACUGAUCAAGCCGUAGAACUCUUCAUACAGCAGCGGCCCGCGAUGCAGUUUGUGGGACUACUGGCUACGGAUGCUGGUUAUUCUGACUUCUUGACUACAAAGAAAGGAUUGAGGGUUGCUGGAGGAGCCAAUAUCAGUCAGAUUUCAGAAGCACUGAGUCGAUACAGGAAUAGGUCGUGUUUUGUGAAGGAAGCCCUCUGCAGGCUCUUCACAGAGACAUUCUCAGUGCAGAUAACCAUGCCUGCUAUUUUAAAGCUUGUGGCUAUAGGAAUGAGGAAUCAUCCAUUGGAUUUGCCAGUGCAGUUCACAGCCAGUGCUUGCGCCCUCAACCUAACACGUCAGGGACUGGCCAGGGGCAUGCCUGUUCGUCUCUUGUCAGAGGUCACCUGUCUACUUUUCAAGGCUCUGAAAAAUUUCCCCCAUUAUCAGCAGUUACAGAAGAAUUGUCUUCUCUCCUUAACCAAUUCCAGGAUUCUUGUGGAUGUUCCAUUUGACAGGUUUGAUGCUGCCAAGUUUGUUAUGAGGUGGCUCUGUAAGCAGGAGAACCCCAAGAUGCAAACGAUGGCAGUGAGCGUCCUCUCUAUCCUAGCCUUGCAACUCUCACCUGAGCAAACAGCACAACUUGAAGAAGAGCUCGUCAUGGCUGUUAAGGAACUUCUAGCAAUAAUAAAACAAAAGACUGCUGAGAACUUAGAUGAUGUCACCCUUUUGUUUACUUUGAAAGCACUUUGGAAUCUAACAGAUGAGUCUCCAGCCGCCUGCAAGCACUUCAUUGAAAACCAAGGACUGGCGAUCUUCAUCCAAGUCUUGGAGACCUUUUCAGAGUCAGCAAUACAAAGCAAAGUCCUUGGACUUUUGAACAACAUAGCUGAAGUCAGAGAGUUCUCCUCCAGGUUGGUGACCGAAGACAUGAUGAGGCACAUCAGCAGUUUGCUCCAUAGCAAGGAAAUGGAAGUCAGCUACUUUGCUGCAGGUGUCAUAGCCCACCUGACAUCUGACAGAGAGCGCUGGAUAUCCCGAGACCUCCAGAGGCGUACUCUUCUCCAAGAUCUGCAUGCAGCCAUCCGGAACUGGCCAAGUUCAAGUUGUAAAAUGACAGCAUUGGUGACCUACAGAUCAUUCAAGGCAUUUUUUCCACUUCUUGGCAACUUCUCCCAGCCAGAGGUUCAGCUGUGGGCCCUGUGGGCUAUACAUCACGUCUGCAGCAAAAACCCUAGCAGAUACUGCCAGAUGCUGGUGGAGGAAGGAGGAUGGCAGCUGUUGUGUGACAUCCGGGAGCACGGUGAGGUGGACCCCCUGGUGCAGCAGGGGGCAGCCUCCAUUCUGUCCGACUUCAGGAUGCAUUUCCUGAAUUAUCAGAGCCCCGCACUGUGCUGAAUGCCCUUCCUAGCCACGGGGGCUCAGUGAGCUCUGAGCGUCAGCAGCCAGGCUUCUGUGGACAGUAAUUCAGUGUUAAAACCAAUUAUUCUUGGAGUUUGUGAAGGCUUCCUCACCGGCCUUUUAUUGUUGAUUUUUCUGUAAGUUAUGAGAAGGCUGGAUUUGUAUGAUAGCCAUUAUUCUAUGUCAAAUUGAAACCAUUUGGGGAUGCCCCCUCAGCAGUAAUUUUGAAAAAUCAAAUCAUAGACUGUAGAAAGUCCUCGGUGCUCGUGUUGGAUCAGCUCGGCCAGUUCCUUGUGUGUAGGUAGUCCUGAUGCUUGUUCAGGAAGCUAGACCUGGUUACCCCAGAGAGGAAAGGAAAGACGCAGGGACCUUGACAUUAAUGUUAUAUUUCCUGAGUAGUUACCUCUGGUUAUGUGAAACUAGCAGAAAAGACAUACAUGAAGAAAGACGGGAGAUGUAUGCCUAAAAAGCUCGGGUAGAAACUCCAUUGGAGGGAAAAGAAACUUUUUUCUCUGUAGAUAUUAAAGUACCUUCCAUUUGAGGUGU